Lodderomyces margitis is the source of this 1959-nucleotide messenger RNA. It is a transcript of the gene OSM2, whose product is annotated as fumarate reductase. The coding region runs from base 1 to 1959 and encodes 652 amino acids. Gene Ontology annotation, molecular function: FMN binding; oxidoreductase activity. The transcript has a single exon. NCBI's taxonomy places the organism in Eukaryota, Fungi, Ascomycota, Pichiomycetes, Serinales, Debaryomycetaceae. The record is from RefSeq and is a predicted model, not a curated record.
AUGUCAGAUUUACCAGUUAACCCUAUUGUCAUUGUAGGAGGAGGAUUGGCCGGGUUGUCCGCAGCCCAUCAAGUUUACUUGCGCGGAGGUAAUGUUGUUUUGUUGGACAAGCAAGGAUUCUUAUCAGGAAACAGUGGUAAAGCAACCUCCGGUAUUAAUGGCGCAUUGACGAGAACACAAACUAAAUUGAAAAUUGACGACUCAGUCGAUAAGUUUUAUGAGGAUACUUUGAAAACAGCAAAAGAUAGGGCAAACCCAGCUUUGAUUAAAGUUUUAACCUACAAUUCUGCUGAUGCUGUGCAUUGGUUACAAGAAGUGUUUGGGUUAGAUUUAACAGUGGUGCUGAGAUUAGGAGGCCAUUCACAACCCAGAACUCAUCGUGGGCAUGACUCAAAGUUCCCUGGAAUGGCUAUUACUUAUAGAUUGUUGGAGACUUUGGAAAAAUUGAGUGAAGAUGAACCUGAUCGAGUGGCAAUAUUGAAACAAUGCCAAGUCAUUGAUUUGGUAACGGAAGGAGAAGACAAGGUAGUUGGUGUCAAGUAUAAGAAUUUGCAAGAUAAGUCAAAGUCAGAAGUUUAUGGGCCAGUAAUUAUGUCCACUGGUGGAUACGCUGCUGAUUUCACCAAAAACAGUUUAUUGCGCAAGUACCGUCCUGAUAUUAUUGAUUUACCAUCAACCAACGGAGUCCAUGCAACGGGAGAUGGACAAAAGAUUAUUAUGAAGAAUCAUGGUGUUGGUAUUGAUAUGGAUAAAGUUCAAGUUCAUCCUACAGGGUUAAUCGACUUUAACGAUAAAGAUGUGAUUGAUGGCAAGACUCAACCUCGAUUCUUAUUCCUUGGUGCCGAGGCAUUGCGUGGAGAAGGAGGUAUUAUGUUGAAUGGUAAAGGUGAUCGUUUUGUUGAUGAGUUGGGUACUAGAGAUUGGGUAUCGGGCGAAAUGGAGAAACAAAACAAGGCAGGCAAUGGACCAAUAAGAUUGGUAUUAAGUGAGGAAUCGGAAAAGAAAUUGGAGUUCCAUAUCAAACAUUAUACACAGAGAAAUUUGAUGAGAACAGUUACAGGCAAACAAUUGUGCGAGGAAAUUGGAUGCAGUGAAGAACAUUUGAAACAGCAAUUGGAUACUUAUAAUAAAGCGGCCAAAGGUGAAAUUGAGGAUCCCUAUGGCAAGAAAUUUUUCCCAGCCACACCGUUUGAGUAUAAGUCCGAAGCAAAGUAUCAUGUGUCGUUUAUAACUAGAGUAUUACAUUUCACUAUGGGUGGAGUCAAGAUCAAUGACAAGUCACAGGUUCUCACUGAUAAGGAUACUCCAUUUGAAGGCUUGUAUGCUGCAGGUGAAGUCGCCGGUGGUGUUCAUGGACACAAUAGGUUAGGAGGAUCGUCCUUAUUAGCUUGCGUUGUUUAUGGAAGAUUAGCAGCUGAUGAAGCAUGCAGCUAUGAGUUGCAAAAGUUGAGUAAAUCCAAAGACGAAGGCAGUGGUGGAGGAGAAGGAUCAGGAAACAAUGCUACUCAAAGGUUGAACAUGAUUAAUCUACACAUUGAUCCAAAUACCAAUAGAAUAAUUAUUGACAUGAACAACCACAGCUCGUCUUCUGGUGAGUCUUCAACUGAGAGUGCCGAACCACCAAAGCAACAGCCUAAACUGGAACCACCUGCCAAGUCAAAGCAGCAAGCCAAAGACAGGGCCAGUACAUUCUCCAUCCCCGACAAAGAAUUUACCCCAGAAGAAGUCGCCAAGCACAAUACCAAGGAGGAUUGUUGGUGCAUCAUCAAGAAUGUUGUUGUUAAUUUGACUGCAUUCUUGGAUCAACAUCCCGGUGGUGCUGCAUCUAUAACUAACUUCGGCGGUAGAGAUGCAACUGAAAGUUUUGAAAUGUUACACGAAGACAAUUUCAUUCCCAAGUAUGUACCAAAUUGCGUAUUGGGCAGAAUGAAGGGAACUAAACCUGAUUUGGACUUGUGA